CUGACGCGGGCGGCCUGGCGCGCGGGCGGGGGUCGGCGAUGGCCGCCCCGGGGUCGGGUCCAGCGGCCGGGCGCGCGUCCCUGCGGCCGCCGUCGCCGCUCCGCCCGGUCUUUCUCAUCCUCCCCGGGGGCAGCGGGGCGGGCGGGCCGCGGCGGUGGCGGCCGCGGGACGGGUUCGGGCUGAAUGGGCGUCCGCAGCCACGGCCGGCGCUCCCGUGGGGGGCAUCGCGGCGGGCGGUCCUUCCACCGCUGACCCCUCUGCCCUCGGCCGCCGGAGGGUGGCGGGCCGACCCGGCCUCCCGGGGAUCCCGAGCUCGCGGGAGCCGCAUCGCGCCGCCCGCGGGUGCCCCCGGCCUCGAGUCCCCGGCUCAUCCUUUUUCUCUAGCGCCUGCUUGGAAUACCCUGUCAAGUGAAGGGCGGUCAAUGCCGUUUGGGCCGAAGUGGUGCGGCCGGGGCUGGCUCUGAUGGCAUUUAACAGAAAGCGGCUACCCUUGCAGCGGGCGUGCGUCCCCUUCUCGGCCGCUUCGCCCUCCUUGCGCACGCACUGACUCGGGUGUCUGCUGUGGACCCAGUGCAUAAUUGCGGUCCCUUCUUGGGGGUGGGGGGGGGCACCAGAAAAUGCAAUCCGGAUUCCCAGAAAGAAAAAAAAGAAAAGAAAGAAAGAAAAGCAAGGAGGAGCUGGCUGGAUCUCCCUUCACUUCUGUUUGCCUUUGCUUUGGAAGACAACUUCGCUGAUCCUCUUGCCUAUGAGCAGUCUUCUAUUGUUGUGAUUCAGACUACAGGCUUUGCUUUUGAAGGAAUAGAUUAGUGGCUUCUUGCUGCAGCUUGAGGGUGUAGAGGUAUUUGGUAGCAUCUUGAAUGUGAAAGUUUGCGACUUUGCCCUCAUCACUGCUUUUCGGAAAACAGAAGCAACCUGGAAAUGUAAAUGCAUGCAGACUCUGGCCAGAUGCGGUUCUUUUGUGUUUAUCGGCGUCGAUCAGCAAGGUGAACGUAAUAGAACCAUGGCUCAGUUUCCCACACCUUUCGGUGGUAGCCUGGAUGUCUGGGCCAUAACUGUGGAGGAAAGGGCCAAGCAUGACCAGCAGUUCCUUAGCCUGAAGCCGAUAGCGGGAUUUAUUACUGGUGAUCAAGCGAGGAACUUUUUUUUCCAAUCUGGGUUACCUCAGCCUGUCUUAGCACAAAUAUGGGCGCUAGCGGACAUGAAUAACGAUGGAAGGAUGGAUCAAGUGGAAUUUUCCAUAGCCAUGAAGCUUAUCAAACUGAAGCUACAAGGAUAUCAGCUCCCCUCCACACUUCCCCCUGUCAUGAAACAGCAACCAGUGGCUAUUUCCAGUGCACCAGCAUUUGGUAUAGGAGGGAUUGCUAGCAUGCCACCACUCACAGCUGUUGCUCCUGUGCCAAUGGGCUCCAUUCCAGUUGUUGGAAUGUCUCCACCCUUAGUAUCUUCUGUCCCUCCAGCAGCAGUGCCUCCCCUGGCUAACGGGGCUCCUCCCGUCAUACAGCCUCUGCCUGCGUUUGCGCAUCCUGCAGCCACAUUGCCAAAGAGUUCUUCCUUCAGCAGAUCUGGUCCAGGGUCACAAUUAAACACUAAGUUACAGAAGGCACAAUCAUUCGAUGUCGCCAGCGCCCCUCCAGCAGCAGAAUGGGCUGUGCCUCAGUCAUCAAGGCUGAAAUACAGGCAGUUAUUCAACAGCCACGACAAAACUAUGAGUGGACACUUAACAGGUCCCCAGGCAAGAACUAUUCUCAUGCAAUCAAGUUUACCCCAGGCUCAGCUGGCUUCAAUAUGGAAUCUUUCUGACAUUGAUCAAGAUGGAAAACUCACUGCAGAAGAAUUUAUCCUAGCUAUGCACCUAAUUGAUGUUGCCAUGUCUGGUCAGCCACUGCCGCCCGUCCUGCCUCCAGAAUACAUCCCUCCUUCCUUCAGAAGAGUUCGCUCCGGCAGUGGGAUGUCCGUCAUAAGCUCUUCUUCUGUGGAUCAGAGGCUGCCUGAGGAGCCGUCGUCAGAGGAUGAGCAGCAGCCAGAGAAGAAACUGCCUGUGACAUUUGAAGAUAAGAAGCGGGAGAACUUCGAGCGAGGCAGUGUGGAGCUGGAGAAGCGCCGCCAAGCGCUCUUGGAGCAGCAGCGCAAAGAGCAGGAGCGGUUGGCUCAGCUGGAGCGCGCCGAGCAGGAGAGGAAAGAGCGGGAGCGCCAGGAGCAGGAGCGCAAGCGGCAGCUGGAGCUGGAGAAGCAGCUGGAGAAGCAGCGGGAGCUGGAGCGGCAGCGAGAGGAGGAGAGGAGGAAGGAGAUCGAGAGGCGCGAGGCCGCAAAACGGGAACUGGAAAGGCAGCGACAACUUGAAUGGGAACGGAACCGGAGACAGGAACUCCUGAAUCAGAGGAACAAGGAGCAGGAGGGCACCGUGGUCCUGAAGGCAAGGAGGAAGACUCUGGAGUUUGAGUUAGAAGCUCUGAAUGACAAAAAGCAUCAGCUAGAAGGAAAACUUCAGGAUAUCAGGUGUCGACUGGCAACCCAGAGGCAAGAAAUUGAGAGCACGAACAAGUCUAGAGAGCUAAGAAUUGCUGAAAUCACCCACUUACAGCAGCAGUUGCAGGAAUCUCAGCAAAUGCUUGGAAGACUUAUUCCAGAGAAACAGAUACUCAGUGACCAGUUAAAACAAGUCCAGCAGAACAGUUUGCAUAGAGACUCGCUUCUUACCCUCAAAAGAGCCUUGGAAGCAAAGGAGCUGGCCCGGCAGCAGCUCCGGGAGCAGCUGGACGAGGUGGAGAGAGAGACCAGGUCAAAGCUGCAGGAGAUUGAUGUUUUCAACAACCAGCUGAAGGAACUGAGAGAGAUACAUAGCAAACAGCAACUCCAGAAGCAGAGGUCCCUGGAGGCAGCGCGACUGAAGCAGAAAGAGCAGGAGAGGAAGAGCCUGGAGUUAGAGAAGCAAAAGGAAGACGCUCAGAGACGAGUUCAGGAAAGGGACAAGCAAUGGCUGGAGCAUGUGCAGCAGGAGGAGCAGCCACGCCCCCGGAAACCCCACGAGGAGGACAGACUGAAGAGGGAAGACAGUGUCAGGAAGAAGGAGGCGGAAGAGAGAGCCAAGCCGGAAAUGCAAGACAAGCAGAGUCGGCUUUUCCAUCCGCAUCAGGAGCCAGCUAAGCUGGCCACCCAGGCACCCUGGUCUACCACAGAGAAAGGCCCGCUUACCAUUUCUGCACAGGAGAGUGUAAAAGUGGUAUAUUACCGAGCGCUGUACCCCUUUGAAUCCAGAAGUCACGAUGAGAUCACCAUCCAGCCAGGAGAUAUAGUCAUGGUUAAAGGGGAAUGGGUGGAUGAAAGCCAGACUGGAGAGCCAGGAUGGCUUGGAGGAGAGCUGAAAGGGAAGACGGGAUGGUUCCCUGCAAACUAUGCAGAAAAGAUUCCAGAAAAUGAGGUUCCCACUCCAGCCAAACCAGUGACCGAUCUGACAUCUGCCCCUGCCCCCAAACUGGCUCUGCGUGAGACCCCUGCUCCUUUGCCAGUGACCUCUUCUGAGCCCUCCACAACCCCCAACAACUGGGCAGACUUCAGUUCCACGUGGCCCAGCAGCUCAAACGAGAAGCCAGAAACGGACAACUGGGAUACAUGGGCGGCUCAGCCUUCUCUGACCGUACCUAGUGCUGGCCAGUUACGGCAGAGAUCAGCCUUUACCCCAGCCACAGCCACUGGCUCCUCCCCAUCUCCCGUCCUGGGCCAGGGUGAAAAGGUGGAAGGGCUACAAGCGCAAGCCCUGUAUCCCUGGAGAGCCAAAAAAGACAACCACUUAAAUUUUAACAAAAGUGACGUCAUCACCGUUCUGGAACAGCAAGACAUGUGGUGGUUUGGAGAAGUUCAAGGUCAGAAGGGUUGGUUCCCCAAGUCUUACGUGAAACUCAUUUCAGGGCCCGUAAGGAAAUCCACAAGCAUCGAUACUGGCCCUACUGAAAGUCCUGCUAGUCUAAAGAGAGUGGCUUCCCCGGCCGCCAAGCCAGCCAUUCCCGGAGAAGAGUUUAUUGCCAUGUACACAUACGAGAGUUCUGAGCAAGGAGAUUUAACCUUUCAGCAAGGGGAUGUGAUUGUGGUUACCAAGAAAGAUGGUGACUGGUGGACGGGAACGGUGGGCGACAAGUCCGGAGUCUUCCCUUCUAACUAUGUGAGGCUUAAAGAUUCAGAGGGCUCUGGAACUGCUGGGAAAACAGGGAGUUUAGGAAAAAAACCUGAAAUUGCCCAGGUUAUUGCUUCCUACGCUGCUACUGGUCCCGAACAACUCACCCUGGCUCCUGGGCAGCUGAUUCUGAUCCGGAAAAAGAACCCAGGUGGAUGGUGGGAAGGAGAACUGCAAGCUCGAGGGAAAAAGCGCCAGAUAGGGUGGUUUCCAGCAAAUUAUGUCAAACUUCUAAGCCCCGGAACAAGCAAAAUCACCCCAACUGAGCUACCCAAGACCGCAGUGCAGCCAGCAGUGUGCCAGGUGAUCGGGAUGUACGAUUACACCGCCCAGAACGAUGACGAACUAGCCUUCAGCAAAGGCCAGAUCAUCAACGUCCUCAACAAGGAGGACCCGGACUGGUGGAAAGGAGAAGUCAGUGGGCAAGUUGGGCUCUUCCCAUCCAAUUAUGUAAAGCUGACCACAGACAUGGACCCCAGCCAGCAAUGGUGCUCAGACCUGCAUCUCUUAGAUAUGCUGACCCCGACUGAGAGGAAGCGGCAAGGCUACAUCCAUGAACUCAUUGUCACGGAGGAGAACUACGUGAACGACUUGCAGCUGGUCACAGAGAUCUUUCAGAAACCCCUGACGGAGUCUGAGCUGCUGACAGAAAAAGAGGUUGCUAUGAUUUUUGUUAACUGGAAGGAGCUGAUCAUGUGUAAUAUCAAACUGCUGAAAGCGCUGAGAGUCCGCAAGAAGAUGUCUGGGGAGAAGAUGCCGGUGAAGAUGAUUGGCGACAUCCUGAGCGCCCAGCUGCCGCACAUGCAGCCUUACAUCCGCUUCUGCAGCUGCCAGCUCAAUGGGGCUGCCCUCAUCCAGCAGAAGACGGACGAGGCUCCAGACUUCAAGGAGUUCGUCAAAAGACUGGCAAUGGACCCUCGGUGCAAAGGAAUGCCUCUGUCCAGCUUUAUACUGAAGCCUAUGCAGCGUGUCACAAGAUACCCGCUGAUCAUUAAAAACAUCCUGGAAAACACUCCCGAGAACCAUCCAGACCACAGCCACCUGAAGCAUGCCCUGGAAAAGGCGGAGGAGCUAUGCUCCCAGGUGAACGAGGGAGUUCGAGAGAAGGAGAACUCAGACCGGCUGGAGUGGAUCCAAGCCCACGUGCAGUGUGAAGGCCUUUCUGAGCAACUGGUGUUCAAUUCAGUGACCAACUGCUUGGGACCACGCAAGUUUCUGCACAGCGGGAAGCUCUACAAGGCCAAGAGCAACAAAGAACUGUAUGGCUUCCUCUUCAACGACUUCCUCCUGCUGACCCAAAUCACAAAGCCCUUAGGCUCUUCCGGCACCGACAAAGUCUUCAGCCCCAAAUCUAACCUUCAGUAUAAAAUGUACAAAACGCCCAUUUUCUUAAAUGAGGUUCUAGUAAAAUUGCCCACGGACCCUUCUGGAGAUGAGCCUAUCUUCCACAUUUCCCACAUCGACCGGGUCUACACCCUCCGAGCAGAGAGCAUAAAUGAGAGGACUGCCUGGGUGCAGAAAAUCAAGGCGGCGUCUGAGCUCUACAUAGAGACGGAGAAAAAGAAGCGAGAGAAGGCGUACCUGGUCCGUUCCCAGCGGGCGACCGGUAUUGGAAGGUUGAUGGUGAACGUGGUAGAAGGCAUUGAGCUGAAGCCCUGUCGGUCACAUGGAAAGAGCAACCCGUACUGUGAGGUGACCAUGGGCUCUCAGUGCCACAUCACCAAGACAAUCCAGGACACGCUAAACCCCAAGUGGAAUUCUAACUGCCAGUUCUUCAUCAGAGACCUGGAGCAGGAGGUUCUCUGCAUCACAGUGUUUGAGAGGGACCAGUUCUCGCCUGAUGAUUUUUUGGGUCGGACAGAGAUCCGAGUGGCCGACAUCAAGAAAGACCAGGGCUCCAAGGGGCCGGUUACGAAGUGUCUCCUGCUGCAUGAGGUCCCCACGGGAGAGAUUGUGGUCCGCCUUGACCUGCAGUUGUUUGAUGAGCCGUAGCAGCCCUGCGAUGAUCGUAGAUGACUUCCUCCUCAAGGCCCCGUGCGGGCGUGCUGUCUGGUGGUCAGCCUCAGAGCAACGGGGAUGAAGCAAAGACGAAGCCCCUCGAGGCUGCUAGGAGUCGUUCUCGACAAUCCUGCCCUUCAAACCAUGUCUCAUUUUAUGAAUCCAAAUUCUCUUUUCCUUUGCUCUCCCUAUGGUCUCAUCAUGGCUUCUAGAGUCUCUGAAAUCUGUGACCUUUAACUAGGUUCCAUUGGGAGCCUGGCUCCUUCCCUGGGCUGGAGGUGUGGGUCUGAUUCCUAUAAAAUAGAUUUAUAAACACAGUGACUGUAUUUUGGAGAACUGUGUAGGCCUCCUAUUUCUCUCCUCUACCAGCCCUUCGUAGACUACUUGGCCUAUAAUAUCGUGUGUGUGUGUCCAAUUAUGACGGAAUUGUGGCUUCGGAGCCCAGCCCUCCCUGGGAGAUGGGGCCCUAGAUUGAAUGGCUCUGGAGCAGACACCAACGUACUUAACCCUCUGGAGAGCUGUCGCUUAGAAGACACUCCCAUGUGUCGUUAGAGCUGUACCAUUCCCCUCUAGACUUCCUUAGUGCCCAUCAGUGGAAACACGGUGGUGGCAUGCUACAGGGUGAUUCCGUUCCGAUUCUGGGUGAGCUUGGAGGAUCCUCCAAAAGCUCAUUAUCUGCAAGGUUCUGUCCUGAUGAGUUAGGUCCUGCCGUGGGUCACUGCGGGUCACUGGGAUGACCUUGGCUUGGUUAUUGUCAGAGCAUCCUCUUUGGGCUUGGAGACCCUGGAAUGUUUCAUGAGAAGUUCUGUCUGGAGACCAGUCCUGUCUGAGCCCAUUCUGUGCUUGAAAGACUUGUGAGAAGUAACAACAACAAUCCUUAGUGGUCACCGCACCCCCAAACCCCACCACACCAGGAAGUCAUGCCUUAGAUGGAUGAAGUUCAAAAAAGAAAGAAUUCAAGAUAGAAUAGGUAGUGUGGAGAAACGCUAAGAAAAUCCAUUACUGGUUUGAGGGAAAGACCUUUGGGAACCCGUGAGCCCCACAUGUGGGGUGGGAAAAUGGGCGAUGCUCCUGGGCAUACAACAACCUCUUAGUCAUAGGAACACACGCACUUUUUGCGAGAAUCAGGAGUGUAUGACCAUAGGCCAGGCUUUUUUGUCUGAGUUCUUUGGGUUUUCUCUCCCUUAAAUGCUAAAAGAUAGGCUGGUUAUCUAGAUAACUUGAUUUGCUAGUGAGAAGUGCAGGCUGUUUUGGUCCCUCGUUUGCAUCUCCAGUCUGUGGUCAUGGCCUGGCCUUUGCAUGUCUCAGGCUCCUGGGCUCAGGCUUUCCUGUGUUGGGUGGCCUGGCCUUUGCAUGUCUCAGGCUCCUGGGCUCAGGCUCUCCUGUGUUGGGUGGUGUUCCUUUUUAUGGUAGGUUCUCAGAUUUUAACUAGGUUUCUAGAAGUACUUUGUAAAUGGUAGUGUCUCGGUGACAGAAUAGCCACUCUGCUGAAAUCUGAAUGCUCCAUGUGACCCCAGAAGGUCCCUCUCCGUGUGUGUGUGUGUGUGUGUGUGUGUGUUUCAAGUGAUUUCUCAAAACGUGUAUGGGGCAAAGGACAACAGUUUACAUUUCAUACUUCCAAGAAGCACUUAGAGUUUAUUUAUUGAAGAUAGUGUUGACUUUUGUAUCAAGAACAACAGACACACCUAUUUUUUGAAACAAGCCAAUAAACUCUUCAGGUAGCAGCUUUCAGCUGAACAUGAGGUAGACUUUAACUUCGAGCAUGCGUUGGCUUACCACUUUCCCAGCAGAAAACACUAUCAAAACACUACACAUUCAUGUUUCUGUUGUUGUUAAGAAACUGUUUUAAAUGAUACCUAUAACUAGAUCUGUGACCCAUGGUUUCUUGGUUCUGGAACCAGGGGGGCUUUGUUCGGCAUGUUGAUAAAGGACAUGCUCCCAUACUGUGAAACACAGACAUUCUGUGUGCAAAUGGCCAGUAUAGGGUCACCAUUACAAUCCCUUCCCCUCCCCCUUCCAAGUUGAACAUGAACAUGAUGUUGAACAUCAGUGUUCCUGUAGGAAGGAUGAGGCAUGCAUGGUGACCCCAUAGGUUCUGGGUUACCUACUCAUAGCAAGCACCCCAUGAUUGUAGUAUGUGAAUGCAGUCUGUGAGUCUUUCCCCCAGGUGACCCUACUAGACACCCCUGGGUUGUCCUGAGGGGUGACAGAUCUGGAUUGGUGUCAUUUGUUGUGAUUAAUUGUAUUUCUGGAUGAGCUGGGCUGACCCUCAGACCCAGCUGUGACUCCUGGUUUCUGUUGAGAUGGAGUCCUAUUGUGACCCAUGGGUGACACACAGAGUCUCAAACCUUGAUUCUCUCCUCCUUGACUCUACUUUUUUGACCAGCUAGCCUUCAGUUCCUACAAAUGGUAGGUCCUUGCCAACGAGGAAUCUGAGGCUCAGAUGUCUGCUUUGUAAAUGCUUGCCCAGGCUGCACCACCUGGCACCUUGAUGCCAGCUGUUCAGAUACCCCCUGAAGGCAUCCCUCUUCUAUGGGCCACACUGCCAGUACCUCCCACACUCUGACCUCCUCUCACUCAGGAAGGCACUUUCCUGGAGCCUGGCUAUGCUCUGACCCUCAGUCACCCCUGAGAAUUAUCCCGAGAGCUCUGAGGACAGAAGCCCCUGACUGGGCUUCCUUCAUGGGCCACUUGAUCCAAAGGGUCAGUCCUUGUCUCUGGGGAAGCGUCCAUGUUUUGUCACCCAGCAGAUGGAUGGAUAGCUUUAUCUCUUGGGACCAGAUUUGCUGUGUCCACAAGAGUUUGGAGACAUAUGUCAAUCAUUAAGGUCCAGAUCUGCCCUCGAUGGAACAGAGAGCCUUCUAGAUGAGAGUCAGCAGGAAUGCUGGAGAAACUGGGCAAGGGUGCUGGGUUCAAUUUUGUAAUGAUAUGUCUCUGUCAUUGGACAGCAAAUAAGAAACUUCUCUCCCUAAAGAACCUUUCUUCCUUAUUUUCAGACAGGACCUGACUCCAUAGCCCAAGAUGUCCUUGAACUUAGGGUCCUCCUGUCUCAGCCUCCCGUGUGCUGGAAUUUCAAGUGUGUCCCGCUGGGCUCAGCUGUCUUCAUUUUUAUAAAAGGUGGAUCAAUGGGCCGCUCAUACUGCCUGUUAUCUUCACUCAGUGCCAACGUGUGUUCUAGACGUGUGUCACGAGGUCACAGGCGUCUGGAAAGGGUGAUCGCAGGUUGGUCUUCCAGGGUGGGACAGCAGCUACCUCCCCAGGAGCUGCUGGGCAGGAGAGAGCUGGGCAGGAGAGAGCUGGUGACCAUAUACAGUCCAGGGUGUCCUAGAAUCCAUUAAUCAAGGACACAUGGACGGGCCCCUCUGGCUUUCAUUUGACAGGUGGAGAACCUGAGCCAGCUGAGACCGCAGGGAGGAUUUGCACCCCCAAGGGCUUUGUUUCUAGCUGUUCGGACCUGGCCUGAUUCCUAGGAAGAAGCCAAACCUCUGAUGGAUUCUUUUCCUCUUUUAGACCCUGUCAGAAUCCAGAUGCACGAGAGUUAGAGACAGUUCCUCCUCCUCUUCCUCCUCCCCCUCCUCCCUCUCCUCUUCCUCCUCCCCCUCCUCCCUCUCCUCCUCUUCCUCCUCUCCCUCCCCCUCCUCCUCCUCUUCCCUGGAUUGGCCCCAUGGGCCCAAAUUCUUGUUUUUCUUUGUUUCCCCCUUAUUCUCCAAAGACACAUUGAAGCUGACAUUUCAGGGAAUGCCUUAUUGGGCAGGCCUACAGAGGCUGGCUUGUAUGAGUGGUGGGAACCUCCUCAGAAGAGCCCAAUCUUGCUGACUAGUAAUUGACAGUAAGGAGUCCCCAACAUGGGUCCUAAGAUGCCACCCCCUCCUCCCCUGUAUCUCCCCGCUCCUCCCCUGCACAGUCUCCUUUAAAGGGGGGUCAGCACCUGACCUUUUCCCAACUCCAUUGCUUGCCUACCUGCCAAGGGACCCUGUUCUGCAGGGACGUGGGGGUGUGAGGGUCACCGGGCCAAGGUAAUGCAGGAGAAAAAAGGAGGGAAGGAAAAAGGAAGAGAGAAAGAAGGAAGGAUGGAUGUAAGGAUAGAAGGGAUGGAGGAAGGAGGGAGACAGGGCAGGUGGUCAAAGAGAACGUUAAAGAGGCUUCCUCGCAGGUUAUGAAGGUAAGGGCUCACUCAGUGCCACGUACUCCCCGUGGGGGUUUAGGGGACCGCAUCUCUGGAGAAGAGACUCGCAAACUGAAGAUGGGACUUACCCCUGCCCUCCUUGUCAUGGAGACUUAGACCUCUAGUGUAGCAGCCCCUAGAACCAUCACGGCUUCCUUUCUUUUUUAUUUCUUUUUUAAAGAUUUAUUUAUUAUACUUAAAAAACAGACACACCAGAAGAGGGUGUCAAAUCUCAUUACGGAUGGUUGUGAGCCACCAUGUGGUUGCUGGGAUUUGAACUCAGGAUCUUCAGAAGAGCAGUCAGUGCUCUUAACCACUGAGCCAUCUCUCCAGCCCCCACCAUCACGGCUUUCUGAGUGGCAAAUUCCCAGAGGCCCUUGGGCAUAGCAUUCUCUUUUGAAUGACUCCUAUUAAUGAACAUUGUCCUUUGAAGGGCUAUUCAAGGAAAUAAUGAAGACUUCUUGUUAGUUUGGACUUGCAAUAAAUAACUGGCUGGUUGCCACAGGGACUCCUCUUUCCAGUUCCCUGUUUCCUGAUACCUAGAAAGUAGCUGAGCUAGAGGAAGAGAAAGUCCCGGAGACCGUUUCCUCACAGGACAUUGCACGAGGUCCCUGUGGUCCCAAGGAUCCACUAAUGUGUAUAAUGACUUCGUGUCUGUAAGCGCCAGGAAAGGUUCUGUCCUUGAGAAGCACAGGAAAAUACAACCCGUGAGAAAGAUGGCCAGGAUCUCAGGCUCUCUAAGUUGAGAGCAUUGAAACUCCUAUGUCAGCACCCUGGGCAGACUGCAGUCAGGAACAGCAACACAGUGAGCAAUGCUGACAGGAUGCUGUUCCUUCAGGGGGGCUCUAUCCUGUCCAGGCCGCCUGUUGGGGGCUGGGAGGCAGAGAAGGGACCUCCUUUGUGGCUUUUAAGCCAACUUGUAGAUCUAAUUUUAAGUCACUUUAAUAACAUAAAAUUCCUGCUCAGUGGCUGGGUAGAUCGCUGACAAAGUGCUAGCCCGGCAAACCUGAGGCCCUGAGUUUGAUCCCCAGCCCUUUCGUAAAGAAACCAGAUUCAGCAUGCGUAGCUGUAGUACCAGAGCUGGGGAUGUGGAGACAGGGGGAUUGUUGGACUUGUUUCUUGGUGCCGUGGCUCACAGGGGUUGGGACUGGGGAUGUCUUGAAGGAUAAGGUACAGAAAACUCAGUACGGAAACAUUAGUGUUUAUCUCCACCAAACAACUAACUCAGUUCUACUCAGACCUAACUAGUUCCUUUAGUAAAAGGAGCUAAUAGUUUAUAUUUUGGCAAAUAAUUCUCCUAGCACUGUGUGUGGCUGUCCUAUUUCAGGGUGAAUUGCCCCUACGCUGUGUCAGGUCCUAUGCUAUAUUUUAAUCGGAUCUGUUCUGUUUUCUGGAGCAGCCUAGAGUCUCGCUGUUAUUACAGUGAUGAGUAUUUUAGUGUUCGAAGUCCACCGAGGAGAGUUUCAUUCAGAAGCGGGCUUAUUCCGUCAGCCUUCAGAUUGCCCAGCGUCCCUCCGGGAUUUCUGGGGAGCUGGCCAGUGACCAAGGCUCCUUUUUACGCUGUGGAAAUUCCUCCCUUCUUCUUUUAGAACCAUCGUACCCGUAUCCUGUGCGAGAGCUGCGCCUGUGGUUUUCUGCCUCCCCGGCUAUACUCUUUUGUCUUUCUUGUCUUAUCUCCUGUUCUCGGUGAAAACAAGAGUGGGGACCUUAGACAAAUAGGAGCCAAAGGCAGCGUGGUGGCUUGUGUGGCCAUUUCCGCACUGUGGGGCUCUUCCUACCUAGAUGGUUCUAUUGGCAGGGUCAAGGUGCUGGCGCCCCCUGCUGCAUCCCAGCAGCAUUGCUCUUGUGGAACUUGCUAGUGAGAGGGGUGGGGGUAGGGUCAGGGCUAGAACCCGACUGUAGUGCUCCCCGACUCUCCCAGCUGAGCCGUGAGCAAAGAAGGAAGGUGUGAGUGAACCCAGCGCUGGGCACCUACUGAAAUGGCGUUCCUGCCUGCUGGGGUGGACAGAGACCCUCCUCAGCUUCCCUGCCUUUUCUGUGCCUUCAGAGGGGAAUGUUGCAAUUCAGUUCUCCACAGAAAAGGACUGGCUUCCUGAAGUAGGCCUCUGUCCCUGCGAGACAGGGUAGCCCUACUUGGUAGGAUAGCAGGGUGUCUACCUGAAGACUUCGACUUUGGACGUUUUAAGUGGCAAAUGGUUUGAUGCAGCCCUUGGAUGCCCGGAGUGUGUCUGUGAGUGAGUGUGUAUGUGUGUACCAAGCAUUGGGGGAUGGCUGUGUGUCCCACUGAAGGAGACAGGAGAUGUUUUGCUCUACCCUUCCCCAAGCUGCAUUCAGGACCAGCUGGUAAUGUGUGGACCAAGUGCAAAAAUAAAAAUGGCCUCCUCCUUGCUCCAAAUGAUUAGGGAUUUCAGCAGGGGCAGCAGAGAACUGAGCUGAGUUUGGGCCCUGCUGUUUGGAGGGGCUCCAACACCCUGGGGCUGGCCUUGACUACACUGUGAAUGGAGCAGGGAGGGCCUUGUUAUGUCUUUCUUCUUUGGAAAGGUCUCCCUGGCAGGCUGCGCGGAGCUGAGAUGGAAACACAUCGUCCCUUCUCCCUCUCUCCCCCCUCCCUCCCUUGUUUUCUUUUCCUUUCCUUGCAGUGCUAAUUAUCAAAGCCAGGGCCUCGUGCAUUCUUAGAAAGUGAGGUGCUUUUCAAAACUCUACUCUUUUAUCUCUUAAAAGUACAAACAGUGCAGAAUAAUUACAGCGCCCGAACCCCCGGCUAACACCUGGAAGCGCCCUGGAUGGACGGGGAAUGGUCAACAUAGGUUGAUGGUUUCUCAAGUCUCCGUCCAGGGUGUGUCUCUGGAUAUCAAGUGGGGCCUUUGAGUCUUCAAAGUUGAAUUUUCUGCUUUGAAAUGAAACCUUUCCCUAUUCAAGGGUUGGUCUCCCGGUUUCUGGUGUCACAGAGGAGAUUCUAAACUACUUUAAUGGAGAAGAGCCUAGAAGAGCACAGGGUCCCUGUCUGACAUCGAGAGGUCCUUUGUUCCUUUAGAUACUGCUUUCUGGAGAGAGAGUGGGCGGAGCCAGAUGCCUCUCUGCCCUAGAGGCCAAGUGUCUGAGAGUUUACUCCUGGGAGGCAGGGCUCUCACGGGAUAGAUCCUCCAUGUGUCUUUGGGUGUUCGCAAAGAAGAAAGGCUCUGCUGUGUGUGUAACCUCUGCAUUCUGGAAGCCCACAGCUCUGGGGAGGCCAGAAGUUAGGAAGCCGCUCCUCAAAGGUGUGUGUGUGUGUGUGUGUGUGUGUGUGUGUUGCUUUGUUGUGCAGCCUGUGUUGUGUUGGAUGCUCCAAGCCCUUUGAGGCUCUGUUUGCCGUUUGCAGAUGUGGACCCAUGUCCACACAUGCAGAGCAAUAAUCUUUCUCGAGUUUCCCGAUUCCACUCCUGUAAUCCCAGCGCUCCAGAGAUAGAAGCAGGAGAAUCAGGAGUUUAAGGCCAGUCUGGGCUACGUGAGACCCUCUUUCAAAACUAGAAACACAGAAACUGAGAAGGGAAAACCCACAGAAGGCUCACCUGCCUCAGCUUUAAAUCACCUUAAAUGGGUCAUGAUCCCUAGAGGGACCUGACCACUACUCUGCCAGCAUCCAUUUUAAUGAGUGAAGAUUUUGGAUACCCUUCAUCAAUUAACAUUCUCUAAGCGUUACUUGCUGAAUAUUGCUGUCAGAUCGUUCUCUCAAAUGAUGCUCAAUGGUAAGACAUGCAUUUAACUGAGCAUUUGUUGUCAAUGGAGCUGAGAGGUCAGCCUCAGCUCUGGUCCUUGGCAGCCCACAAGCUAAAGUCUCCUUGCCCCUCCGUCUGCCGCGGUGCACACAGGGGCGCAGGCUACCAUUCCCCUGUGCUGUACUGUCUUCGCUCUUCUGCUCUGCAACAUUCCACACGUCGAUGGUGAACAUAGGUGAACAUAUCUGUACAGAGGCGAGAAACCUCCGCCAAAUGUCCUGUGUCUGACAGUCAGCUCACAGCUCCUGGGUUUCUGUAUUUUGUGCAUUUUCCAACAAAGGAAAAAGACGGAAAUCCACUACAUAAUGUGAAAAGAUUGUGUUCUGUAUGUGGUUCGUCAGGAAAUCUUUGCUGUAUGUUUUUGGCAAUGAUGAUUAUAUGUGUAUACAGUAUGUAAGAGGCUAUGCUGUUCAAUGUUGCAUAAACUUAACAGUCUCUAGUCUGAAUAUCUAACUUGUUAUUGUAAAAUGUGAUUUCUCAUCGAGAGAUUAUUUUUCUGUAUGUAUAUGAGAGUAUUUUAGGAAUCUAACUUAAGUGCAUAAACUAUAGAAGAAACUUAAAAUCAUAUCCCAGGAGUAGAAAUGCGUGAUCAGGUCACUUGGGUUCAACCCAUCUAAAUUUUAUUAAAAAACAAAUCCAAAGUGAAUGUUUAGGAA
Mus musculus (house mouse) is the source of this 14742-nucleotide messenger RNA. It is a transcript of the gene Itsn1, whose product is annotated as intersectin 1 (SH3 domain protein 1A). Gene Ontology annotation, molecular function: guanyl-nucleotide exchange factor activity; molecular adaptor activity; calcium ion binding. Bases 929 to 6160 code for a protein of 1743 amino acids. Gene Ontology annotation, biological process: regulation of cell communication; regulation of postsynapse organization; regulation of modification of postsynaptic actin cytoskeleton. The transcript has 40 exons. The record is from RefSeq and is a predicted model, not a curated record. Gene Ontology annotation, cellular component: synapse; recycling endosome; cytoplasmic vesicle. NCBI's taxonomy places the organism in Eukaryota, Metazoa, Chordata, Mammalia, Rodentia, Muridae.